Messenger RNA from Iphiclides podalirius (scarce swallowtail), 2454 nucleotides. NCBI's taxonomy places the organism in Eukaryota, Metazoa, Arthropoda, Insecta, Lepidoptera, Papilionidae. The record is from the annotation of a GenBank genome assembly.
AUGCCCGGUACAAACCUCAUCGUUCCUGUUGUUUUGUGGGGCAAAAAUGCCCCUUCGCACUGCGUGUCAUCUGUAUACCUCUCUAGAGACCAGAAAACUCUGGUAACAGGGUGUUAUGAUGGUCAGAUUUGUAUUUGGCAAGUAAAUCCAGAUACAUUGAAGAUGACACCUCGGUGUCUUCUUGUAGGGCACACUGCACCUGUUACGUGUUUGUCUAGAGCUUCUAUUAUUCAGGAUAACAACUACAUAGUUAGCUCCUCAGAGGCAGGUGAAAUGUGUACUUGGGACCUUGUGGAUGGAAAAUGUAGAGAAAGUGUAAAGUUGACGCAGAUUCACACUAACAUCCAGGCAUAUCACAUGUGUAACAGUGAAGAUCUUCGCUUAUUUUGCAAUGGAUAUUAUGCUGAAAUUCUAAUCAUGGAUCCAUUUUCAUUGGAGAUUUUGUUCUGCUUGAGUUCCAAGAUGAAUCCAGAUUGGAUAUCAGCUCUGCAUGUCUUGCGGCCUUCGUCAAGAAAAGAUGAUGUGGUGUUAGCGAUAUCUAUAACAGGCACGGUUAAAGUGUGGUCGCUGCUCGGCCACGAGAACAAGCAGUCGGAGCCGAUAUACGAGAACGAGUCGAAGCAGAUCCGGUGCCUCAACGCGCUGUCGCUCAACUGCUGCGCGUACAACCAGCGGACGGUGCUCGUGGUGUGCGCCAAGUACUGCCAAAUCUACGACGCGGGUGACUUCUCGGUCCUGUGCUCCAUUCAGGCCCCUACGGGCGAGCGAUGGAUGUCCGGUGACUUUUUGGCUACAGACCGAGUGCUCGUUUGGUCCACGGAGGGCAAGGGAUACAUGUAUAAGCUCCCCGCCAAUUCAGUGCCAGACCACAAAGGUUUCCAUGGCCCAACUGUGGAACACGACAGUCCAGUCCUGUAUAGUAUCCUGGCUCAUCCCGAUAACAAGCUUUUGUCGUGUCCGCCUGCGAUGCGCUUCGUGACGACAUCUGCUGGCGGCAAGCAGCGCAGGCUUCUGCUGCGCGGCGACUCCGCCGGCGUGGUGUCACUGUGGUGCGUGGACAAGGCAGCGGCUCCAGUGCUGCAUCAGGUGCCAUCUCACGCGCCCAUAGUUAUGACGAGCCUGGACAUGGCGUGGGCAGAAAUGAACCCCAGCCCCGUGGGCAUCCUGGACCAGCUGUGUCACCCAGAUGAACCAGAAAUAAAGCUGACCGCGUCGAUCUACCUGCUUGCCGCCAACCGGCUGGUCGUGGGCCGCGAGGACGGCUCCAUCGUCAUCGUGAACGCAACCCACACCGUGCAGCUGCAGCUCCUGCACGGCAGCCACCAGCAACUGGACGAUUGGCCACCACAUCAAUUGCUUUUGGGACAUAACGGCAGAGUAAAUUGCUUACUUUAUCCGCAUCAUGUUCACCACAGGUACGACCGCUCUCACCUCGUCUCCGGCGGCAUAGACUUCGCCGUGUGCCUUUGGGACCUGUUCAGCGGCGCUCUUCUGCACCGCUUCUGCGUCCACGCUGGAGAGAUUGCCCAGCUGAUCGUGCCGCCCCACAACUGCAGUACCCGGAUACAGAAGUGCAUCUGUUCUGUUGCAUCGGACCACAGCGUGACUUUGCUUAGUCUGACGGAGCGCAAAUGCGUCACGCUGGCCUCCCGCCAUCUAUUCCCCGUGGUGAGCAUCAAGUGGCGACCGGCGGACGACUUCAUGGUGGUCGGUUGCAGCGAUGGCACGGUCUACGUGUGGCAGAUGGAGACGGGCCACCUGGACAGGGUCCUGCAUGGCAUGAUAGCGGAGGAGGUGCUGGCCGCAUGCGACGAGACCGUAGCGGACGACCUGGGCGGGUCCCUGGCGGCGGGUGCUGGGGACCUGCAGGGCCUCGCUAACCCAGCGGUCCACUUCUUCAGGGGGCUGCGGCAUCGCAACCUGACCGCGAUGCGAGCGGCGACCGCGCGGGGCCUGGCGGCGCUGUCGGGGGGCGGGGGCGCCGGGGGCGGGGGCCCGCUGGCCGAGCCGGCGCGCGCCCGCCGCGCCCCCCUCACCGUGCAGGGCUUCCGUUCGAAUCCGACGGAUCCCGAAAGCCACAUCCUCUUCUUCGACAUCGAGGGUUUGAUUGUGGAGCUGCUCAGCGAGGAAUAUUCGGCGAUGAGCCCCGCGAGCUUGGAGGCUGCCGGACUUAUAACCAGCGAAUACAUGAAGGUGGCAGCACUGACCCAAUCCGCCAGCCCAGACGCCGCCAAACGUAUAUCCGAUUUCUUCGGACGCGUGAAAGACAAGGCCGGCGAUAUGGAGCGGAUACUCAAAGAAAAGGACAAACACGGUAUCCUCGCGAAGAUGAAAGAGGGCGCCGAGACGAUGCAGACCAGGCUUCAGGCCAAGGCCGAACUGCUGAAGGGUAACGCGGAGCAGAAAGGUACGUGGCGCACCCGGGCUAGGUUGCCAACUUACGAGUUUUCCUCC